Messenger RNA from Juglans regia (Persian walnut), 3182 nucleotides. Its product is annotated as ribonucleoside-diphosphate reductase large subunit-like. NCBI's taxonomy places the organism in Eukaryota, Viridiplantae, Streptophyta, Magnoliopsida, Fagales, Juglandaceae. Gene Ontology annotation, molecular function: ATP binding; ribonucleoside-diphosphate reductase activity, thioredoxin disulfide as acceptor. The transcript is spliced from 17 exons. The record is from RefSeq and is a predicted model, not a curated record. Gene Ontology annotation, cellular component: ribonucleoside-diphosphate reductase complex. Gene Ontology annotation, biological process: deoxyribonucleotide biosynthetic process; DNA replication. The coding region runs from base 408 to 2840 and encodes 810 amino acids.
UUUUUCGGCUGUUGGUGGGCAGUGGGCUCUCUGUUUUUAACCAGGGUGGCGGACGGACCAAUUCGCCCCUUGACACUCGGAUGGGGACCCGACCACGUGUUGCGAGGCCGAAUUGCGGCGGGAAACUUCAAAUACCGAACCUACUUACUAUAAAAUAAUAAACUUAAAAACAGAAAAGGUUCAAACUUUCAGACCGUUGCUCUUCCUUCCCCGGCAAUCUUUGUUUUCUGGGUCUGAUGAAUCUUCCCUUGCACUCUUCUUCCUUUUCUAAUUCCCAUACCAUUCUAUAAAUGAUCUAUCAGACUCCCACAAAUCAUAUCUUCUACAUAUUCGACGAAACUCUUCACUGAUCCAUCAAACAGAUCACAAAAAUUCAUCCUCAAAGUUCCUCUUUUCGCAGUGACAAAAUGCAUGUGGUGAAAAGGGACGGGAGCCAAGAACCGUUUCACUUUGAAAAGAUCACGGCCCGGGUGAAGAAGCUGAGUUACGGGCUCAACGUCGAGCAUUGCGAUCCUGUUCUUGUCACGCGGAAGGUCUGUGCUGGGCUCUACGAGGGUGUCACAACCAUCCAACUCGAUGAAUUGGCUGCGGAAACUGCGGCUGCCAUGACCACGAACCACCCCGAUUAUGCUUUGUUGGCCGCAAGAAUCGCUGUUUCGAAUCUGCAUAAGAACACGAAGGAGACUUUUUCAGAGACGAUAAAGGUCAUGUACGACUAUUUUGAUAAGAGGUCUGGGCAGAAGAGUUCUCUUAUUGCUUAUGAUGUAUAUGAAAUAAUCAUGAAGAAUGCUGCACGCCUGGACAGUGAGAUAAACUAUGACAGAGAUUUUGACUACGAUUAUUUUGGCUUCAAAACUCUUGAGAGGUCAUAUCUUUUAAAGGUUGAUGGGAAGGUUGUGGAAAGGCCUCAGCACAUGUUAAUGAGAGUUGCUGUUGGUAUCCACAAAGAUGACAUGGACUCUGUUCUUAAGACAUACCAUUUGAUGUCUCAGCGUUGGUUCACUCAUGCUACCCCUACCCUUUUUAAUGCAGGAACUCCACAGCCCCAAUUGAGUAGCUGCUUUCUUGUGUGUAUGAAAGAUGAUAGCAUUCAGGGAAUAUUUGAUACCUUGAAGGAAUGUGCUGUUAUUAGCAAAUCAGCUGGAGGAAUUGGUUUCUCUGUUCAUAAUAUCCGUGCAACAGGCAGCUACAUUUGUGGGACAAAUGGGACUUCUAAUGGCAUUGUUCCUAUGCUUCGUGUGUUUAAUGACACUGCUCGUUAUGUUGAUCAAGGGGGAGGAAAGAGAAAGGGUGCUUUCACUGUAUACUUGGAGCCAUGGCAUCCUGAUGUCUUUGAGUUUUUAGAUCUUAGAAAGAACCAUGGGAAGGAAGAAUAUCGGGCUCGAGAUCUAUUUUAUGCUCUUUGGAUACCUGACCUCUUUAUGGAAAGAGUGCGAGGUGAUGGACAAUGGUCUUUGUUUUGCCCAAAUGAGGCUCCCGGUUUGGCUGAUUAUUGGGGAGAAGAAUUUGACAAUUUGUACACCCAAUAUGAAAAGGAGGGAAGGGCAAAGAAGGUUAUAUCUUCUAGGAAACUCUGGUUUGAGAUCUUAAAUUCCCAGAUUGAAACUGGAACUCCUUUUAUGCUUUUCAAGGAUUCUUGUAAUAGGAAAAGUAACCAACAGAAUCUGGGCACCAUCAAAGCCUCAAACCUCUGCACUGAGGUCAUUGAGUUCUCAAGUCCGACUGAAACUGCAGUUUGCAAUUUGGCAUCCAUUGCUUUACCUCGAUAUGUGAGGGAUGAGGGAGCUCCUAUUGAGUCACACUCGUCUAAGCUUGUUGGAAGUAGGGAUUCAAAGAACCGAUAUUUUGACUUUGACAAACUCGCAGAGGUUACUAGAGUAGUUACUGCAAAUCUCAACAAAGUCAUUGAUAUAAACUACUACCCCAUUGAAACUGCAAAAAGGUCAAAUUUACGACACAGGCCAAUGGGCAUUGGAGUUCAAGGUCUUGCUGAUACCUUCAUCCUGCUUGGUAUGGCAUUUGAUUCACCAGAGGCCUCACAGCUCAACAAAGACAUAUUUGCAACCAUAUACUACCAUGCGCUGAAAGCUUCUUCUGAGUUAGCUUCAAAAGAUGGCCCUUAUGAGACCUAUCAUGGGAGUCCUCUGAGCAAGGGAGUUCUUCAGGUGGACAUGUGGGGUGUAACACCAUCACCCCGUUGGGAUUGGGCUGCACUUAGGGAAAUGAUCUCACAAAAUGGAGUAAGAAACUCCCUUCUUGUAGCACCUAUGCCCACUGCUUCAACCAGUCAGAUUCUUGGAAACAAUGAGUGUUUUGAACCUUAUACCUCCAACAUUUACACUCGCAGAGUUUUAAGUGGUGAAUUUGUUGUAGUGAACAAACACCUACUUCAUGAUUUAACGGAAAUGGGUCUUUGGUCUGAUGCGCUUAAGAAUAAGAUGAUAUAUGAGAAUGGCUCGGUUUUGAAGAUCCUUGAGAUUCCUGAGGAGCUGAAAGCUAUCUACAAGACUGUGUGGGAAAUAAAGCAAAAGACAUUGGUUGACAUGGCUGCUGAUCGUGGAUGCUACAUUGAUCAGAGUCAGAGUCUGAAUAUUUACAUGGACCAACCCGAUCCGGGGAAGCUAACUUCCCUGCAUUUUUAUGCUUGGUGUAAGGGUCUGAAAACGGGAAUGUAUUAUCUGAGAACACGUGCUGCAGCUGAUGCUAUCAAGUUCACUGUUGAUACCUCUGCUCUUAACAAUGAGAAUGCUAGAAGGGUCGAUGCUGAUAGUGAUGCCAAUGUCACACAGGCGGUAUGUUCCUUGCAGAAUCGAGAAGAGUGCAUGGGUUGUGGAAGUUAAGGUUUCCUGCAAAAAGUACCCAAACGUUGUUCUUCCCAAUGAGAAGUGAGAGAACUGCUUUUUGGCAAUUAUCUUAGUGCAAUUAUCUUAAGAGUGGAGUGUUAUAAGUUUAUAUUUGUUCCGUCCUCGUCCUAGCUUAGUUUAAUAUACUUGUGUUUCCUUCUUUGAGCGUUUAACUGGCUAUUGUUAUAGUCUUUUCUAAUGGGGGUUUAGAAAUUGAGAACUGCAAGAACAAGUAUGUAUGUGGAAGAGAUUUUCUCAGCAGCAUAUGAAAGGAAUGCUCUCUAUUCCUGUUUAGUUGCCUUAUCUAAUUAUAAAGACUGUUUCUCAUCUCUUGUUCAA